Eufriesea mexicana is the source of this 1215-nucleotide messenger RNA. Its product is annotated as cytochrome b561 domain-containing protein 2. The record is from RefSeq and is a predicted model, not a curated record. Lineage: Eukaryota; Metazoa; Arthropoda; Insecta; Hymenoptera; Apidae. The transcript has 3 exons. Bases 197 to 952 code for a protein of 251 amino acids. Gene Ontology annotation, molecular function: transmembrane monodehydroascorbate reductase activity.
UUUCCGUAAUUAGUAUAAGAGCGAUCGCACUUGGAUCGUCGUCGAUGUUUACGCUCCGCGGAACAGAAACGCGUCUCUGAGCGGUGGAAAGCGCGCAGAGCGUGCAAGGUGUGCGGUGCGCAGUGCGGCUAUAAUUUAAGAAGAAUUCGCGUAAUUUCGUCCGACGGUGAACGCGGUUGUUGGAAAUUUCUACAGCAUGGAGGAGAGAGAGGCAAACGCAACGUCGCUGGAGUUGAGGCAGGCAAAAGUUGACGUCGCCUCGUCUUCGGGCUAUUCGAACGGUUCCAUGAAUUUCCCGUCUUCCGACAGCAAACCAAGCGUGUACACCCUGUUCAUUGCCGGAGUCGACUUCCUCAACCAUGUACUCAUCCUUCUUCUCACGGUGUUCACCCUGUACUUCGCCCUGCAGACCGUCAGCUCGUAUCGUUUACACGUGGCCCUCUGCACCCUCGGGUACAUCCUGCUUCUGUCGGAGGCCAUUGUCGUGUUCACCGGAGACGGUGUCCUCUCCAGCCUUCUCACGCAUCGCGGCAAGAAACACCUUCACUGGAUCCUGCAGCUUCUUGGCCUGGUCUGCAUCAUAGUCGGCGUCUGGUUCAUAUACCAGCUGGAAACCAUCCACUUCCGCACCACCCACUCGAUCCUCGGUAUCACGUCCCUCGUUGUCAUGAUAUUCGUCACGGUGUUCGGCUAUCCAGUCUUCAUCGCCGGGAAACUCAGCAAGUGGGUGAGGCCUGUGACGAUCAAAUUCGGCCAUAAUUUCCUGGGUCUAGCCUCCUUCGUGAUCGGUAUGGCCUCGCAGUGCUACGGUUACAAGUAUCGGGUGACAGACAUUUCGAAGGAGGUGAACUUCAACAAUGUCUGCAUAGUGGUUACCUGCGUGAUCACUUUCCUGUCGGUGAGGAGGGCUCUUCCUACCCUCUUCCAACAGUUCCUGCGUCUGUUCAAGUGAAGAAUUCCUCGACGUUCAAAGUGCCGUCAGAGGCAGCGCCGAUAACGUUUGCUCGUAAUUACGAGCUGCAUGGCUUCGAGGGAACAUCGGGGUAAUCUUUGCGCUUUUGGAAAAGGGGAGGAGGACUGCGCGAUCCGGAUGCGGAGAGGAUUUCGAAAUGCUGGUGAAAAUAAAGCGGAACGCGGACCUCUAUUUUCCCUAUUCCCUUUCAACGGACGAACGUGGUCGAGAAGCAAACGUUGUUACAGCAUAAUUCGAUUCUU